This is a messenger RNA of Phlebotomus papatasi, 1602 nucleotides long. Its product is annotated as protein AAR2 homolog. Lineage: Eukaryota; Metazoa; Arthropoda; Insecta; Diptera; Psychodidae. Gene Ontology annotation, biological process: spliceosomal tri-snRNP complex assembly. The record is from RefSeq and is a predicted model, not a curated record. The coding region runs from base 442 to 1548 and encodes 368 amino acids. The transcript has a single exon.
ACUGUUUGCUGUCAGUCGGGCUGUGGACAGCAUGUGUUUUUGUUUUGUUGAGAAAUAUGAAGACGGAAAAACAGAAAAAAUCAAAUUUUUCACCAAAAUCUCAGAAUAAAAAUCGCAAAAUUGACAGAAAGAACAACCCAAAAGGCAAGCAGGAAGGAAAACCCACGACCCAAGUGUUUUACGUGGUGAAUCCACAAAAAUUAAAAGCACUAACCACAAAAAAGGCAGCUGAGGAAAAACGUUUGAGAAUCCAGGAGGAAAGGGAGAAGAGAUCAAAGGAAAUUGAGCAGAAGAAAAAGGCAAAGAUCCAGAGAAAUAGACAAUUGAGCCAGAAGACAAAACGAGGUCAGCCUGUUAUGAAAAACCAAAUUGAGUUCCUGCUCAAUAAGAUUCAGUCAAAAAUCUCCCAGGAAUAAAAAGAGAAUAUCCUCUGUCAGCAAAAUGGACCAGAAGACGGCUCUGCAUAGAUUUCAUCAUGGGGCUUUCCUGAUAAUUGCAGGGGUACCCCCAAAAACGGAGUUUGGAAUCGAUUGUAGCAAAUUUGUGAUUGCAGAAAAAUUUCGGGGAGUCAAGAUGAUUCCGCCGGGGCCACAUUUUGUCUACUGCGCUUCAGUGGGACCUUUUGGAGACACUGCCCCAAGAGUGGGAUUCAUGCACUGCUUCAGAGAACGGGAGAUUGUAAUUAGGGAAUGGGAUGCGGAAACAGAGGAAUUAAGAAUUCGCACAAAGGGCGAUCCUGAGGUCGAGAAACAAUUCAUCCAAGAGAAUAUCCGAGAAUUUGAUGAACUUCUGGCUCCCUACGACUACGACAGUCUCCCCAAAUGGCACAAUCUCACCACCUACGUAACAGCUGAGACUGUGUUAAAUCUUUCACCGAGUUGUGGAAUCAUUCGAACCUGUGCAGAUCUUCUGUCCUGUUCAAAUGACGAUAGACCAAGAGGAGGUGGUACUUGCAGCCAAUCCACAAGCCCAAAAUCCCACAAAAUCGACUUGCUCUUUGACGAAGACAAUCUCCUGCCGCAACUUAAGCCAAUCCCUGGAACAGCACCAAAUUUCACAAAGAUUCCUCCGAGAUUUUGCAAAGAAGCCUCUCCUGCAGAGAUCACCAGCAGCUUCAUGGAUUCCAUUGUGGCUUUAGAUAAACUGAUGGGGUCCUUUUCGACCCAGGAAAGUCUCCUGGCUGAGAUACAGUUUUCCUUUGCUCUAUUUGUGGCUGGAUGUUCAACUGAUGGACUUGCUCAUUGGCGAAAAAUCCUUGCAAUAAUCUGCAAUACAGAAGAAGGGAUCCAGAAAUACAAGGAUUUCUAUAGGAAAUUUCUAUUAUGUGUUCAGUAUCAGCUCCCGCAUCUGCCUGUAGAAGUUAUGCAGCCCUCAUCAGAGAACACCGUUUACCAGGAUGUCCGGAAACUCGUGGCAAACUGUAUCUUGGGCAAGGUUCGAGAUGUGGAUCAUUUCAAGAGCUAUUUGAGCGAAACGAUGUUAUGGACUUUUGAAGACAUCUUCGAGGAGGAUCCUGAAGAUUUACCUGUUAUAGUGGAAUGUACAUGACUCAUUUUGUAAAUUUUCCCUUAAACUGCAAAAUAAAAUUUCAUCUCUGGAUAA